AGCUUGUCAGUGAACCCUGGCUUUUAUUUUGAAAACCGUUUGACCCGGAUGUGCUUGUCCUAGUUGAACUCGUUAUGUGUUAUAGUGGCGACACGUGUGUUGCUGUCAAAGACGCGUUUAUUAGUCAACAACUACCCACAUGACAAUACACUGCACUAUUGCGUGUUUCCGGUGUAAUUAUGGCUGACGCGUUCAGCAGCAGCUCGGAAACGGUCCUGCAGCGUGUGGUUGACGUCACAGUGACGACACAUGCACCUGUGGAAAAACUAGAAGAGUUGUAUCAGAUCAAGAAGACUUGUGACUUCAUCAGCGAGCAUCAGUUUCAAAAGGUUGCUCUCCAGUUUCCUGAUGAGCUGCUGGUGGAUUCAAUAGCAAUAGCAGCAGAGAUUGAGAGAAAGACUAACGCCAGGCCGUUCAUCCUGGGAGACACGUCUUAUGGCAGCUGCUGUGUGGACGAGGUGGCAGCAGAGCACGUGGGCGCCGGCUGCCUGGUGCACUACGGCGCCGCCUGCCUCAGCCCGUCCAGACGGCUGCCGCUGAUCUACGUCUUUGAGAGGAGAGCAGUCGAUCUGCAGAGAUGCUCUGCUGCCUUCAGAGAGCUGCACCCCGACACUCAGAGCCACACCGUCAUCCUCUAUGAUGUCAACUACGCUCACUCCAUAGACGACCUCCUGACGAUCCUUUUGCCAGAGUAUCCGAACCUGGUGGGCUCAGAGCUGGUGGUGGAGGGGGAGCAGUGCUACAGUCACGGCCGGACUAAAGGACGACAGGACGACAACAAGCAGCUCAUUAAUCUGUUUGGGAGGCAGUUCUCCUUGAAGAGUGGCCUCAGCAUCACAGACUACAGCAUGUUCUACGUGGGCCAGGAGGGAGCAACUCUCAGGAACUUCAUGAUGACUUGGAAUCGCUGCUCUUUCUCUUCUUUUGACCCCGUAACCAUGACGGGGAGGACUGAGUCGAUAAGCAUCAACCGUGCCCUGAUGAAGCGAUACUACGCUAUAGAAAGGGCCAAAGAUGCCAACGUGGUGGGCAUCCUCGUGGGCACGCUGGGCGUGGCCGACUACCUCGCCAUCAUCCAGCAGCUGAAGGAGACGAUCAGAGCGGCGGGAAAGAAGUGCUACAUGUUCGCCAUGGGCAAACUCAACGUGCCCAAACUAGCAAACUUUCUUGAAAUUGACAUUUUUGUGUUAAUUGCAUGUCCCGAGAACUCGCUGCUGGACUCCAGUGAGUUCUAUAAACCGGUAGUAACUCCGUUUGAGAUGGAGCUGGCCUGCAACAGGAAGAGGGAGUGGUCCGAGGAAUACGUGACAGACUUCAGACGUCUACUGCCAGGUGGACAGAGCCAUGUUCCUCUGGCUGAGCAGCAGGAGGACGAUCAGACGGACGUGUCUCUGAUCACAGGAUCUCUGAGGAGACUCGACCUGAUGAGCAGCGAGCCUGCAGCGUCGGCGUUCGGCUCUUCUGUGGUCCUCAGGAACCAGACGCUCACCGUAGCCAGCACCAACUCAGCUGCAUGUUUCCUGGCGGAGCGGAGCUGGCGGGGCUUGGAGCAGAAGCUGGGAGAGACGGCUGUGGUGAAGGCCGUGGAGGGCCGCAGAGGCAUCGCUAUCGCCUACGAAGAAGAAGGAACGUCUGCAUGAUGUUCACCAGGAACACACUAUUCUAACU
Messenger RNA from Centropristis striata (black sea bass), 1668 nucleotides. It is a transcript of the gene dph2, whose product is annotated as diphthamide biosynthesis 2. The transcript is spliced from 7 exons. The record is from RefSeq and is a predicted model, not a curated record. Lineage: Eukaryota; Metazoa; Chordata; Actinopteri; Perciformes; Serranidae. Gene Ontology annotation, biological process: protein histidyl modification to diphthamide. Gene Ontology annotation, molecular function: 2-(3-amino-3-carboxypropyl)histidine synthase activity. Bases 180 to 1640 code for a protein of 486 amino acids.